Staurois parvus is the source of this 669-nucleotide messenger RNA. Lineage: Eukaryota; Metazoa; Chordata; Amphibia; Anura; Ranidae. The record is from the annotation of a GenBank genome assembly.
AUGGUGAUCCAUGGUGACAUUGAAAUGUUUGAGAGACUAUUAAGAUCAAUUUAUACUCCUCAGAAUAUUUACUGUGUGCAUAUAGAUCGAAAAUCUCCACACACUUUUCAUCAGGCUGUGCAAGCUAUAGCUUCCUGCUUUGACAAUGUGUUUGUCGCAUCUAAGUUGGAGCCAGUAGUAUAUGCUUCGUGGUCUCGUGUCCAGGCUGAUCUGAACUGCAUGGAAGACCUACUGAAUAGUACUGUAGAGUGGAAAUACCUUAUCAAUACCUGCGGAACAGAUUUCCCAAUAAAAACUAAUGCUGAAAUAGUCACAUCCUUAAAAUCACUGAAUGGGAAAAACAGCAUGGAGUCAGAACCAUCACCUGGAGCUAAAAAAUUGAGAUGGGAAUACCGCUUUGAAGUUACAGAUCGCAUUGUGCAAACAUCUGUUAUUAGAACCUACAAAAGAAAAACCUUACCACCAAUCAGAAUCCCAAUGUAUUUAGGCAGUGCUUAUGUUGUGGUCACCAGAGAUUUUGUGAAGUACAUACAUGAAAAUGUAGAAAUUCAAAAAUUCUUUAGAUCGGCUGAAGAUACUUAUCACCCGGAUGAGCAUGUAUGGGCAACAAUAAACUGCAUGCCUGAAGUACCUGGAUCUAUACCCUAUAAUACGAAAUUUGAUGUUUGA